GGCGAAAACGACCUCGAUUGGCGCCCGUCGAGCAGCAUCAUCGCCCAGACGAUGAUAGAAUCGCGGAUUCCUCCGCACAGCCCUGGAUUGUCAGGGUUGCUCCCCCCUUGUCCUGCUGGAGGCUCGUGAUUUUCGUCAGCUUUGCAGCACGCAGCUGCAGUUGAAUCGCUGCGUUCUUCGCGAUUCGGCCCUGUCUGUGUUGUGAUGUGAAUGGUGCCGAGGGAAUGUUGUGCGGGUGAUUCAGUGCCAUGGCUCUAGGAUUGGGUGCUUGUGGGUCGUGAGGUUGGUGGGCGGCUGUGACGGGGAAGCAGAGGACCUUGGCAGAGGAUUCUCGGCACCAACAUUACAGGAAUGGCCAUGGAUGGGACCUCCCCCGUGUCGCCUGAGCCGAAUCAGUCCAAACCUCUCGACCCCAAACAACUCGUCAUGCGUGCACCGCAGAUGGAUUUUACUUCCAACGAUUUCUUGUUUGCCAAGUUGCUCGGCCUGGGGUCCUAUUCAAAGGUGACAAAAGCGAAGAGGAAGAACACGGGCGAAAUAUAUGCGUUGAAGAUAAUGAACAAGAAGCACAUAAUUCGUGAGAAUAAGGUUAAGUUUGUGAAAAUGGAGCGCAUGAUACUCGACCAGCUCGACCAUCCGGGCGUAGUGAAGCUAUGCUUUACAUUCCAGGAUGUCCACUCUUUGUACAUGGGGCUUGAAUGUUGCACUGGUGGAGAACUUUUCGAGCAGAUAAGAAGGAGUAAACGGAUGUCCGAAGAAGAUACUCGAUUCUAUACAGCGGAGAUUGUUGAUAUUCUGGAGUACAUUCAUUCCCAAGGCAUUGUCCACCGUGAUCUUAAGCCAGAGAACAUACUCAUAUCAGCAGAGGGAAACCUUAAACUGUGCGACUUCGGCAGUGCAAAGAUGUUCCGACCAUUACCAAAUGGAUUUUUCCAAUCUGAAGAAGAUUCUUCCGCCUUCGUUGGCACAGCAGAAUAUGUGUCACCAGAAGUUCUUCACGGCAAAUCAGCUAGCCAUUCUGUCGACUUGUGGGCAUUGGGUUGCACUAUAUACCAAAUGUUAGAAGGCAGACCCCCGUUCAAAGCUGCGACAGAAUAUUUGACCUUUCAGAAAGUGAUGGCACGAGAGCUUUCCAUUCCAUCGCAUUUUAGUCCCGAAGCCAAAGACCUGGUAGACAGUCUGCUGAAUUUGAAACCUAAUGAGAGACUGGGAGUUCAAGGCUAUGAUGACAUCAAGAACCAUCCGUUCUUUAAAGGAUUUGAUUGGUCCAGGCUCAGGAAAAUGGCUACUCCGAAGCUGCUAAAGGAUCCCAAUACUGAAAGUUUGGAUGAAGAAGAAAAAUGGCAAGCAGGGAUAAUUGAUGGUUUGGAUGCAUUUGUAUACGACGUAUGAAUUAUCAGUAGACUCACAUGUAGAAUCUGCUGUUGAACAAGUUUGGCUCCCUGCCUCUCGCUCUUAAUGUGUUUUCCUCGAUAGAAAUUCAUGUUAAGUUGCUAACUGAUGGAAGGCCCGAUCCAUUGCAGCAUUAAUUACCAGUUGGAGAUAAAUGUAUUUUUUGAAAACCUCGAUCUCUUUUAUGAACAUCUUAUAAAAUUCCCUUCAGUCCAUAAUGUGGUCUGAUUCCCAUAUUAAUGCUAAUUGAAUCAUCUUGAUUCUCAAAUUGUUUGACA
This is a messenger RNA of Physcomitrium patens, 1670 nucleotides long. RefSeq names its product 3-phosphoinositide-dependent protein kinase 1. Gene Ontology annotation, molecular function: ATP binding; protein serine/threonine kinase activity. The record is from RefSeq and is a predicted model, not a curated record. Gene Ontology annotation, biological process: intracellular signal transduction; peptidyl-serine phosphorylation. NCBI's taxonomy places the organism in Eukaryota, Viridiplantae, Streptophyta, Bryopsida, Funariales, Funariaceae.